This is a messenger RNA of Exophiala oligosperma, 1407 nucleotides long. RefSeq lists its product as uncharacterized. Bases 1 to 1407 code for a protein of 468 amino acids. The transcript is spliced from 4 exons. The record is from RefSeq and is a predicted model, not a curated record. NCBI's taxonomy places the organism in Eukaryota, Fungi, Ascomycota, Eurotiomycetes, Chaetothyriales, Herpotrichiellaceae. Gene Ontology annotation, molecular function: oxidoreductase activity.
AUGGGAGUAACGUUGCGAGCUGCUGUCGAAGCUGGUCGUGCCGCUUGGCUAGCAAACUUGACCAUAGCCGAGAAAGCGUGGCCGGUACGACAGUUGUAUACACUCUAUCGCAUGCUACUCGAGAACCGAGAAGAUCUGCUGGAGGUGUGUAACCGUGACUUCUCGCACGAGCCGAUUUUCUGGGAAAGGGAGUUUGCAUCACUCGUGGAGGACAUCGGUGCUUUGAUACUCUCUCUCGAGGCUCCGACAACUCCUGCGAUAGGAAAAUCUCACUUUGGGACGUUUACAACGUCUCUACGCCCGCGAGGUGUCUCGCUCAUCCUUUCGACUUCGAAGAACCCUCUACGUUUUGUGCUUGCGCCACUGGCAGCAUCGAUCGCGGCACGCAAUGUUGUCAUACUGGGAACUACACGCCUAGACAAAUUUUGGAGUCUAAUUGAGCAGAAGGUCUUGACUCACCUGGACACAUUUGCGAUUCAAGUUGUCGUUGCUACCUUGUCCGACAUAAGUCCAGAGCACUUUGACCAGAUCUAUAUAAUUGCAGAGGACGAGGACCGAGAGAAAUACUCUGAGCUCAUCAAAUUGCCGCACGUGAGCUGGCACCAGGCGUCUGGGGCGUUCAAAGUUGCUGUAGUCGACGGCGGGCCACUCAAUGUUUCGAGUUGUGCCUCGGAAAUUUCAACAAAGCACGACCAAUUGACAUCGGUCAUAGUUCAGGACGAGCAUUUCAACUCUCUCUGCGACGCCAUCUGCAAGUGUAUGGUUAAUGCUGGCUCGAACACGAAGACCUUGAGCUUGGAUCUGCCCAAGUGUCGUCGACUGACAUCGAUUUUCUACACUAUGGACUGGAUGGGCUUAGCCACUCAGAGUUCGACGCCUGAUCUUCAUUUCCUUUUACAAACUGCUCAAAGAGCUGGUGCUGUCCUGCUCCUAAAGUCCAGCUCGUUGGAGCAAUGCCUCGACUCUCUUUGCCAAAUCAGCAACAUCGCACAAGCCACUCUUCUCAAUCCGAGAUCAAAGGAACACGAGAGGUAUUUCCAGGAUUGGGCGCGGUCAACCGUUGUUGCUUUUAGAUCUAUACCCUCCUCAGUUCCCGAAGUGAUUACCUACUACUCCGGAGCCACGACUGACCAUCCAAUCACCACCUUCCCUCCUGCUCUGUUCGCAAUAACCCAUGUCGAAGUUGUUGAGUGUGUCUCUACCACAGCAGACACUCCGCGAGCUAUUCGACAAUCCUACGAAAGCCGCUUUCCUGUGCCGAAACAAGAAGCCCCAGGUGGUCGGAUCGAUUUUUUCGUCCAGGUCGACUGUGCUUUGAAAGCAGUAGGAUCGGUGUUAGGCUUGUGUGUUCUGGUCGGUGCCUGGUAUACUCACAAAGCAGUCCGCACCAGCUAUUUUUCUGCGUAG